Blumeria graminis f. sp. triticale is the source of this 1956-nucleotide messenger RNA. NCBI's taxonomy places the organism in Eukaryota, Fungi, Ascomycota, Leotiomycetes, Helotiales, Erysiphaceae. The record is from the annotation of a GenBank genome assembly.
AUGGAUAGUACGACGCAAUUUGCUUACAGGACGCUCAAGGGGAUUGGUCUAGUGAACGCUGCUCCGGUAUACCAGUCUUUACCUGGAUUUAAAAGACCUGAAGGUAACAGCCGGUGCUGUGUCUACUCGCCUUGUGGUCAAUACUUUGGCUGGGCUUCGACCGAAGGUGUCACUGUCGUUGAUUCUUUUGAUGGAAAUGUGAUAACUACUCUCAAUAUCCCUAAUGUCUACGAGCUCGGAUUUUCACCCAGAGGAUCAUACCUAAUCACAUGGGAGCGACCAUCAAAAGACGAAGAGGGAAAUGCUGUUAAGAAUCUCAAGGUCUGGCGGACUGUAGAGGAAGUACCGGAAGGUUGCGAGAAGACAGUUGUUGGUCGCUUUGUGCAGAAAUCCCAGACAGGCUGGAAUCUUCAAUAUACUUCCGAUGAAAAGUACUGUGCUCGUGUUGUAACCAACGAGGUUCAUUUCUAUGAGAGCGUUGAUUUAGGAACUGUUUGGACUAAGCUGAGGUCAGAGGGCGUCGCCGAUUUCGCUGUAUCACCUGGAAUCAGUCAUUCUGUCGCUAUUUUCGUUCCAGAACGUAAAGGUCAACCAGCUGCAGUGAAAAUUUUCGAUGUGCCUCAAUUUAGUGCACCAUUGUCACAGAAGACUUUUUUUAAGGGUGAUAAAGUACAACUCAAAUGGAAUCAGCAUGGUACCACACUAGUGGUCCUCGCACAGACCGAAGUUGAUAAAACUGGUAAGAGUUAUUAUGGCGAAACAACUCUAUAUGUAUUAAGCUCGAAUGGUGGUUUUGAUUCCAGGAUAACUCUCGACAAAGAGGGACCAAUCCAUGAUGUUUCAUGGUCGCCAAACUCGAAGGAAUUUGGAGUCAUCUACGGAUAUAUGCCAGCUAAAACAACAAUCUUCAAUUCAAGGGCUAUAGCCACUCACUCGUUUCCAUUGUCUCCUAGAAACACAAUCAUAUUUUCGCCAACUGGCCGGUUUGUGUUGGUCGCUGGGUUUGGAAACUUGGCUGGUCAGAUGGAUGUUUAUGACUUGGAGAAAGACUAUAGAAAGGUAUGUACAAUUGAAGGCGGAAAUCCAAGUGUCUGUGAAUGGAGUCCUGAUAGUAAGUACAUCUUGACUGCCACAACCAGCCCUCGAUUGCGUGUCGAUAAUGGCAUUCGCUUGUGGCAUGUUGGGGGCAGCGUUAUGUAUAAUGAGGACAUGGAAGAGUUAUAUCAUGUCACAUGGAGGCCACAGCGAAGUGAAAAUUUCCCGAUUACAGAUCUUCUCAGUCCAGUCCCUACCCCUCAUGCUUCUGCUUUAGCAUAUCUCGGUACUGUCAAGGUGUCAUCCAAACCAGCUGGUGCCUACAGACCUCCGGGAGCAAGGGGAACUGUCACGCCGCUUCACUUCAAACGUGAAGAUGAAGGUGGAGCUGCCUACGUCGUUAGCAAUGGCUCAAUGCACACAAAUGUAAAUGGAUUUGGUAGAAGUCGUCGAAGCAUACCUGGUGCUGAGACAAUUGAGAAUUUUCAUCCUGGUGCCGCAAUAGCAGCCGGCGCUGAAGGGGACGAGAAUCUUUCAAAGACAGCACUUAAGAAUAAAAAGAAGCGUGAAGCCAAAAAGGCGAAGGAGGCUGAGGCAAAAAUCUCUGGAUUACUCCCCAGUGGUAUCGACGAGUCGAUCGAGAAUCCGUCCUUUGAGCGUCGUGAUCGUCGUGAACAUGUGCGCAGCUCUUCCAAAAACCAACAAGAUUAUCUCGCAGGCUCUAUGCACCGCCAAAGAAACCACGUAAACCAAAUUGGGCCUCACAAACUGUUCCCAGCAUGCUAUCUCCUGACAUUAAUAACUCCGAUAGCGUCAGCCAGCACUCUAAAAAGCUUCGUGCUCUUCAGAAAAAAAUGCGUGCCAUUGAGGAUCUGGAGAUGCGUUUGGCAGGCGGGGAAAAGCUGGAGGAUACACAACUGA